AUGUAUUUUCGUCCAAUUCGUUUAUUUAAAUUAUUCAUUAUAGUUAUUUGCAUAAUUAUUAUAACCUAUGAAAUCUAUCGUUUAUUAUUACGUCCAAGAAAAAAAUUAUCAAUGAUAAGAAAUACUGAUGCUUCAUCAAUAUUAUUGUCUAAAGAAGGUUUUGAACAACAUUCUUAUACUCUUGAAUCAUUUUAUAUAUCAUUACCAAAUUUUUCUGAUGAUGAAGCAAGAAAUUGGUUUUAUAGUUCAUCUUAUUAUAAAAUAAAUUCAAAAAAAUGUCCACAAGGUUCAUGUGAAGAAAAAGGUGUUUAUUUUAAUGAUACAAAAGAACAUCUUUCAGUUAAUAUUUUUCUUAUUAAAAAUGGUCUUUAUGUAAAUGAUGAUUGUGGUUAUAAUUAUGGAAAUGAUGCUAUACAACGUACAUUUAAAAAUUCAGAUGAACCUACUAUUAUUUAUGAUAAAGCUAUUAUUUAUACGGUUCCAGAUGGUUGGAGUUUUCAACAUUUUCUUGAUGGUAUUGGACCAAAAUUAUCUCAUUCAAAAUCUUAUUUACAAAAAUAUCCCGAUGCUAAAGUUAUUAUUAUACAAGGUGUUCGAUUUGAUCGAUCUGUUAAAGAAAUUUGGUCUAUGCUUGGAGUUGAAGAAUCUGAACGAAUAAUUCAUUAUAGUCCACAUAUGAAAAUCGGUGCUCGUCUUCUGAUAAAUCCAUGUAUUACUCCUGGUAUUCAUCCUCGUUUAUGGCAAGAUGCUCGAGAUAUGUAUUGGUCUAUAUCUGGUAUAUCUAAAUCAUCAAGUAACUCAGAAAGAAAUAAUUUAAUAUACAUUCAAAGAACGCCAACAAAUGCAAUGAAUGGUGCUCGUCUUAUAUUAAAUGAAGAACCAUUUAUUAAUAUUCUACGUGAUUAUUGUUCAAAACAUUCAUUAAAUUAUGUGCAGUAUGAUCAUUCAAAAGAUAAAGAUCAUAUUCGUUCUCGUAUUGAACUUUUUUAUAAUGCUAAAGUAAUAAUUGGUGUUCAUAGUGGUGCAUUAUCAAAUAUGAAUUUUGCCCAAUCAAAAACAACAAUUAUUGAAAUAAUGCCUUAUAAAUCUAGUUCAAGUUCACUUCCAAUGACUUGUUCAAUGUAUCGAGUUGAUGAUCUUCGAGCAUGUGCUGGUUAUAUUUUAUAUACUCAAGCACGAUUAUUAAAUCAAUCAUAUUGGAUUUUACCAAUUGUUGUAAAUGAUGAAGGAAAUCUCAAUGUUAAUAUAACUCGAUUACAAAAACUUCUCGAUCAAAUUUAA
Messenger RNA from Rotaria sordida, 1281 nucleotides. NCBI's taxonomy places the organism in Eukaryota, Metazoa, Rotifera, Eurotatoria, Philodinida, Philodinidae. The record is from the annotation of a GenBank genome assembly.